Molecule: messenger RNA, 711 nt
Organism: Gongylonema pulchrum
Lineage: Eukaryota; Metazoa; Nematoda; Chromadorea; Rhabditida; Gongylonematidae
Source: the annotation of a GenBank genome assembly
AUGAGGAAACGCUACGAACCCACAGUUCUCUGGAUGGGUCAUACCGAUUUUCUACAUAUAAUGAAGAGGAUGGAGGAUAAGGAGUGGAAGGAAUGGGCGGCUGAGGCGGAUGGGCCAUGCUAUGUUUCUACGCUGAAAAUAAUCCCCAAGCUUACACAAGAAGAAAUCAUUUCACAGUGUCGCUUCCUGACCUCAGCUGGCUUUGACACUACAGCAAAUACAUUAACCUAUUUAACCUAUUUGCUGGCCAAUCAUCCCGCCGAGCAAAACAAACUGUGGGCCGAAGUUGAAACACUAAAUGAAAUUACUUUCGCAAGCGUGCAACUUCUGAAGUAUCUUCAUUAUGCGAUCAUGGAAACGCUCCGACUUUUCCCGCACGCAUCCAUGUUGCAGUCGCGAGUCUGUGUCCAGCAAUGUGUGAUAGGUCCAUGUACUUUCCGGAAAGGAUUAGGAAUCAUAUUCGAUACCUGGAGUUUGCAUCGUGAUAGCAGUGUUUGGGGUGGUGAUGCGGAGCAGUUCAAACCCGAGAGGUUUGCAAAUCGCACGGAACAGCAAAUGCUUAGUUGGAUGCCGUUUGGCGCAGGACCACGGCAGUGUAUCGGGAUGCGUUUUGCACUACUGGAAACCAAAGUGGUGAUUUGCCGAAUGAUGAAGAGAUUUCAAUUUCGCAAAGUUGAAGAUUCACGUGAGGUAGGCCUCCCAAAAAUAUGA